AUGACCGAUCCUUAUCCACAUGCUCAAUCUUAUCGUCGCUUAAACCAACCUCUGACAUCGUCGUCGUACGCUUCGGUCGCUGCGGGCGCGGGCUCCAACUCGUCGACCGCCCGCUUCGGCGCUCUCUCACACCUCCUCCACCCCGAAGACGACUCUCCGACGCGUUCCAACAUGGCACAGCCCAAAGUUCAAGACNCCUGGCCCGCCAGACCUUAUCUCUCCACCAAGAUGCCCGACCAGGACUCCCCACCAUCGCCCCCACUAUUCAUCCGCCCUUCUUACCUUCGCAACUCGCGUCACGUCGAGAGGCUCGAAACACAUCACAAUCUGGAGCUCGCCGAGUUUGACGACUUGCGGCGACAUCCUCAGACCGCCUCGUCUUCUCAGGAUCUCUCUGCGAACAUUGGCAGUGCGACCAUCCACAGAUCGAGGAAGGAUAUCAUUCAAGAUUAUAUGGCUCGCAACCCCCUUAGAAGUGGUGGCCCGAGGAAAUUACCUACAUCUUGGAGUGACAUAGACAAGUGGCCUGGGCUCGAGCUGUCGGCUGGAGGCACCGAGGUCAAGUUCACUGGCUCUACCAAGACCAGUGAUGAGGCUGCUUCUAUACGCAGUGAUCACCCCAUGCCGGAAGAGGUUGGCAUCUACUAUUUUGAGGUUACAGUCUUGUCUAGAGGGAAAGAAGNNGGUAUGUCCCCUCGUCGCUUUCGUACACAACUUACUAACCAACUGUCUCUUAGCUUAAUAGGGAUUGGUUUCUCUGGUCCAAAGGCUAGCCUGAAUCGCUUACCAGGAUGGGAGCCCGAGUCAUGGGCCUACCAUGGCGAUGAUGGCUUCAGCUUCUCUUGCACCGCUAGUGGAAAGCCCUAUGGUCCCAAGUUUGCAGCCUGGGACGUCGUAGGCUGUGGUGUCAAUUUCGAGGCAGGAAGCGCCUUCUUCACCAAGAACGGUGUCUUUUUAGUGGGUAUGAAGAAGAAUAACGAACAUCUUCGAGUAAAUUUUGGUAGUGCUCCGUUCGUGUUCGAUAUUGACUCUAUGAUGGAGGUGAGGAUUCUGCUUCACUCUGAUGUUGGCAAAUUUGCUAAUUCAGUCCAGAAUCAAAGGAACAGGGUAAAAGCAGACAUCAACAAGACCUCGGCAGACACGCUGGAGACCGCUCGCGAUGAGACAAUGUUGGUACAGGAGCUCGUGGCGCAAUACCUCGCUCAUGACGGCUAUGUCGAAACCGCUCGAGCGUUUAACAGGGAAGUUCGAGACGAAAGGAAGCCUCUACACAUGGACCUCGAUGGCGUUGAGUUGUUUGAUCCUUCACAAGAUCUACACGCCAUCAGGCGACAAAGUAAUUCCUCCCUAUCUCAUACUACACCAACCUUUGUUUUACUGACAAUGCUUCAGGCANUACGCUCCGCCAUCCUAGAAGGCGAGAUCGACAAGGCGCUGAAAUACAUCAACACCUACUACCCACAUGUACUGGAGCGGGUAGAGAACAAAGACGUAUACUUCAAACUUCGUUGUCGCAAAUUUAUUGAGAUGAUCUGUCGAGUCAACGAUCUCUCGGCCACGGAUUUACCAGCGGUCGCUCCAAAAGCAGCUGGCAAGCUUCCUNCAAAGCUGUCGAGCUCAAACGGUACAACGUUCGACCAACAGAUGGAGCUCGACGAUCAACUGCAUCGGGAAUCGCAUGCACCAAUCAUUCCGCCAAUGCCCGUUCCGUCGCCCUUCAACCCCGGCCUACGCUUCGGUGAUGGCGCGAACGGUGAUGAAGGGAAAGAAGACUCGAUGGAUACGGCACCCGACGACUUUCGUUUGGUAACCUCAUCGGCGGAUAGCGAACAGCUACUUGUGGAUGCACUUGAGUUUGGUCAAGAGCUGAAGGCUGAAUUCAGCGAUGAUCCUCGUCCUGCUGUCAGAAAGGCAUUGGACGACACCUUUGCCUUGAUUGCCUAUCAAGACGCCCGAGAAUCUGUUGUAGGAGGGCUCAUGGAAGGCAAAGGUCGAGUCGAGAUUGCCGAGGAGGUCAACAGCGCAAUACUAGGCAAGUCAUUUGACCUUCUCCAACGUCGAGAUUGA
Molecule: messenger RNA, 2067 nt
Organism: Aureobasidium uvarum
Lineage: Eukaryota; Fungi; Ascomycota; Dothideomycetes; Dothideales; Saccotheciaceae
Source: the annotation of a GenBank genome assembly